Amphibalanus amphitrite is the source of this 1015-nucleotide messenger RNA. RefSeq lists its product as uncharacterized. Lineage: Eukaryota; Metazoa; Arthropoda; Thecostraca; Balanomorpha; Balanidae. Bases 305 to 814 code for a protein of 169 amino acids. The record is from RefSeq and is a predicted model, not a curated record. The transcript has 2 exons.
CGCAUCCAGUGGCAGUGCGUCGGUGCAGCGCCACAGCGGGGCGUGGUGGGGUCACACGCAUGCGUAGCACGACCAAGAGUGAGGUGAGAAGGCGUGAAGUGAGAAACUGCUGAUCACUACAGUGAAAUUUUCAACCCAGUGAAAGACACCGGCAAUAAGUGCGAGGUCUGGAGCACUACCGUCGCUGCCAGGCCACAGUCUGUUUGUGGGAUCGUGCCCCGCUGAGGGCGCAGUCGGGACCGUGCCCCGCUGAGGGUACGGUACCGCAGGCAGGUUUACGGCGGCCAGCAGCCAGCAGGCCACCAUGGUCCUCACUCUCUGCUGCGGGUGCUUGUCGCUGCGCACCGGCUCCCUGGCCAUUGGCAUCACCUACCUCAGCCUCAGCUGCCUGGUGCUACUCGCCUGGACGGCCUUUCUCAUAGAGCGCGCCAUCGCCAUGCGCUUCGACUACUACUGGAACCUGAUGUACAUCUACUUCGGCCUGCUGGUGGUGUGUGUCCCUAACAUCAUAACAAACAGUCUACUCAUUCACGGCCUUCGUCACAACAGGCGUAAAUUUCUCUUUCCGUGGGUGAUCUGGUACGGCGUUUUCAAGGCUCUGGUCACCCUGGCGUGGCUGGCCGCGGCCGCCUGGGCGCUGUGGAUGUGUUUCGCCUGGAAUGGACUCGGCACGACCCAGGCGGUGGUCGCUAAUCUGGUGAUCUGGAUACCGGGACUGGUCGGGAUGACCGUGAUGUGGUACUGGUACGCCUGCGUUGUGACGUACUUUCAGAUACUGGCGCCCAGUGAUGUAUAUGCGAUGACAAAUAUUUAAUCUUAUCGUGAUCUUGUGCCGAACUUGCCAUUGCUGUGAUGCGCUUUUGGAGUGAAACAUGGUGCAUGCGAAUUCGUAUGAUUGUUCACUGAAAAUGCAGUGUAUGAUUAUGUAGAUUUUUUACAUUAAUUCAGUCCUAACCUUUUGAAUGGAAGGAUUCACCAGGACAGAGCCACCGCUAAGCCGAGCUUGUUGCGAUGA